UCCCCUGAGACUGAUAGGUGGGGCCCACAUCUGUCCUCUAAUUCUCUCCACCCUUCUCGUUUCGGAACGCCGCCGCCGCCGCCGUCCACCGCCGCAACCAGCCCCCACCAACUCCGGCCGUUCCCGGCGCGUCCUCCCGAACGCCUCAGCCCCCACCCGCCAGCAGGUGGAGGCCUGCGCCGGCGCGUCGACCCCGGCUCUCUCUCUAUCUCUGUCUCACCUAGUCGAGGCGUGGAGAUCGGAGCAUGGAGUCGGAGGUGGUGAAGACGGAGAUGGUGCUCGCGGCGACGUUUCCCUUCAAGAAGGUGCAGAUCGCCGACAAGUACCCCAAGGGCCAGUCCCGCGGCCGCCAGUGGAAGCACCUCCGCCUCCUCCUCCAGGCCGCCGACGCCACCUCCCUUCCCCCCGACCGCCCCAACUAUUUGAAUAUCCAGUCGCCCCCAUCAAUUUAUCCACCCAAGAGAUAUUGUGACAUAACUGGUUUUGAGGCACCAUAUGUGGAUCCAAGGACAAAGCUGCGCUAUGCUGAUCCAGAAGUGUUCAAGCAAAUCCGAAUGCUUCCUGAUGAAUAUGUCCAAAGGUAUCUGGCACUGAGAAAUGCUGCCGUUGUACUGAGAUAACUAUGCAAAAUCUAUGUAGAAGAGAAAUGGGGAUUUGUGCUCUUGAGUCUGUUGGCAAAUACAUCUCUAGAUCUAGUGUGAAUGUAUAUCUACUUGUAUGCUUGUUUCUUAGCAAAUUGUAAGAGAUGACUUUUCCUCCGUAGUGAUAGCUGACAUCAUGGCUGGGGACGUUCAGUUCGUGCUUUAUCGACGUUCAUGAAUUACUGGUAAUCUGUUCUCGUGCACCAUAGCCGAAAUUACUUUCUGGAUU
Oryza sativa Japonica Group (Japanese rice) is the source of this 870-nucleotide messenger RNA. Its product is annotated as protein EIN6 ENHANCER. NCBI's taxonomy places the organism in Eukaryota, Viridiplantae, Streptophyta, Magnoliopsida, Poales, Poaceae. Gene Ontology annotation, biological process: chromatin remodeling. The record is from RefSeq and is a predicted model, not a curated record. Gene Ontology annotation, cellular component: Ino80 complex.